CCGAGUCAUUAGCUGGACAAACCAACGCAUGGAUCAGCCCCCUCUUCUUGGGAGCGGCCCCAGAGCCGCAGCCAUUACCCACAAUGGAUCAGCUCCCUCCUUCGUCGCAAUGGAUCAGUACGCAGCCUCUACAUCAACUUCACCACCGGAAAAGGCGCCGACGGCAGCAGCGUUCCGGGCCCCGGAACUCUGUGGAGAGUCCAGCUACAACAGGAGAUCAUCUGACACGAUCAAGGCCAAGAUCAUGUCCCACCCUCUCUAUCCGGCUCUCCUCGGAGCCUUUAUAGACUGCCGGAAAGUCGGAGCGCCGCCGGAAGUUGUUGGUCGGCUCUCCUCCCUCUUCGACGAGCUCCGGCCAAAUUCAGCCGACAUGCAGGAACAGCCGGCGGACCCAGAGCUCGACCAGUUCAUGGAGACCUACCAUGAUAUGCUGGUGAUGUACAGUCAGGAGCUCACGAGGCAAAUCCAAGUAGCCAAUGAGCUCAUGAGGAGCGCUGAGGCCCAUAUCGACUCAUUUGCACCAGCAACUGGCGGCAACAACUACAACGAGUGCGAGGGUUCUUCCGAAGAUGGGCAGGAGACCGGCGACGUCGCCGGCCUGCCUUCCGGCGAGGGCAAGCAGCUGACGAGCCAGCUCCUGGACAAGUACAGCGGCUACCUGAGAAGCCUCUGGAGGGAGCUCUCCGGGAAGAAGAAGAAGAGCGGCAGGCUGCCGAGGGAGGCGCGCCAGAGGCUCCUGCACUGGUGGCAUCUGCACCACGGAUGGCCCUACCCAUCGGAACCGGAGAAGCUGGCGUUGGCGGAGUCGACGGGGCUCGACACGAGGCAGAUCAACAACUGGUUCAUCAACCAGAGGAAGCGGCACUGGAGGCCGGCGCCGCCGGCGAUGGGUAGCAGGUUGCAGCACAUCGACGCCGGUGCUUCCAGCAGCAGCUCUCCUGCCGUCCUUGGGAUGGAAGGCCAGCAAUUCACCGGACGGAGUGGGUAUCCCGACGGUGGUCCGUUUUGAGACCCUAAUCAGUCGACUGCAUGCCCCGCAUCGUGUGCUAGCUCGCUACCAUUGUGCACGCGCGUAUGGAGUACAACACGCACGCGCUUCCGGACGUGCAUGCAGUAGAUUCAUUGCAAAGUGAAGUUUACAUGUGUAAUAAUGGAGCGUAAAUGAGAUCAACUUUUUUUAGGCAAAAUUGUAUGGAUCAUGGGGUUCGAGAAGCCAAAUGUGCCGCCCCUGAUCCAAUGAAUGUGAAAACUUGGCUAACCUAUCAACAUUGUCAAGGAGACGUAAUGGCAGAAGCUUGGUCAUUGCCUUGUAUACGUACCAUGCAAAAUAAUGGUUGC
Molecule: messenger RNA, 1338 nt
Organism: Triticum aestivum (bread wheat)
Lineage: Eukaryota; Viridiplantae; Streptophyta; Magnoliopsida; Poales; Poaceae
Product: homeobox protein knotted-1-like 4
Exons: 5
Coding region: 29-1009 (326 amino acids)
Biological process (GO): regulation of DNA-templated transcription
Cellular component (GO): nucleus
Molecular function (GO): DNA binding; DNA-binding transcription factor activity, RNA polymerase II-specific
Source: RefSeq, a predicted model, not a curated record